Messenger RNA from Pseudophryne corroboree (corroboree frog), 4537 nucleotides. RefSeq names its product peroxisomal biogenesis factor 5 (gene PEX5). The transcript is spliced from 16 exons. NCBI's taxonomy places the organism in Eukaryota, Metazoa, Chordata, Amphibia, Anura, Myobatrachidae. Bases 419 to 2290 code for a protein of 623 amino acids. The record is from RefSeq and is a predicted model, not a curated record. Gene Ontology annotation, biological process: protein import into peroxisome matrix, docking. Gene Ontology annotation, cellular component: peroxisomal membrane; cytosol. Gene Ontology annotation, molecular function: protein binding.
UAUACUGUGACGGGCAGUCUCUCUCCUCCCCCUAUACUGUGACUGACAGUCUCUCUCCUCCCCCUAUACAGUGACUGGCAGUCUCUCUCCUCCCCACACUGUGACUGGCAGUCUCUCUCCUCCCCCUACAAUGUGACUGGCAGUCUCUCUCCUCCCCCUACAAUGUGACUGGCAGUCUCUCUUCUCCCCUAUACUGUGACGGGCAGUCUCUCUCCUCCCAGCACGGGCUCUGUACCAUCUCCAGCCCCUCCUCCCUGAACUCUGACUGGGAGACACAGGAAGAAGAGACAGGGAAGAUAUACAUGGCGACCAGAGACAGCCCACAUCCUGCUGUACCAGAGACAGAGAGCCGGGAAUAGGGGGAGAGACAGACAUUAGACAGCGGGCAGUGCCGGCUGUGAGACACCAGGCGGUUGCCAUGGCGAUGCGUGGACUGGUGGACACGGAGUGUGGGGGGGCCAACCCACUCAUGAAACUCACCGGCCACUUCACCCAGGAUAAGGGUCUGCGACAGGAAGGCUUGCCCCAUGUGGCCUGGCCCCCAGGGGCCCCUGCUAUCUCAAAGCCACUUGGAGAAGCUACAGAAGAUGAGCUUGUAUCAGAGUUCUUGCACUCCCGUGCGCCUUCCCUGCACACCCGUGCUCCGCACACGUUCAAGAUGGAUGGUCUUCUGGCAGAGAUGCAGCAGAUUGAACAGAGCAGUUUCCGCCCGCAGCCCUUACGAGCUCCAGGUGUGGCAGAUCUGGCUCUGUCUGAGAACUGGACUGAUGAGUUUCUUGGACAAGAACCGGAUCAUGUAGAAGAGGAGGACUGGACUCGAGAGUUCACUGACCAGGCAGAUCCCCUCUCUUCACCGUCUCGCUGGGCUGAGGAGUACCUGCAGCAGUCUGAGGAGAAGCUGUGGCUGGGGGAGGUGGAGGGGACGAUGGCGGAGAAGUGGAGUGAGGAGUACCAGGCAGAUGACGACUUGCAGAGAGAGGCUAAAUCUCUUCUAUCCCAAGUAACGGACCCCAAACUAGCCAACAGCCAGUUCUUACAGUUUGUGAGGAAGAUAGGAGACGGGGAGGUCUCUCUCUCGCAGACUCCAAGAACUCCCUCCCAGACGGUCUCGCAGGCAGAGCAGUGGUCAGAGCAGUUUAUACAAGAGCAGGCAUUGUCUGAGCAGUGGGUCGAUCAGUUCAACCCGAUGGAGAAAGACUUUGAAACUGCAAAAGCAGGGGUAGAGGCAGAUGUAGAUUUCUGGGACAAGCUGCAGGAAGAGUGGGAGGAGAUGGCCAAGAGGGAUGCCGAAGCACAUCCAUGGCUGUCUGAUUUCCAGGACCUGUCUGCCAAAUCCUAUGACAAGGGUUACGUGUUUGAGAGUGACAAUCCCUUCUCAGAAGAGGCGCAACCGUUCCAGGAGGGUCUGAAACGCCUUCAGGAGGGUGAUCUCCCUAGCGCGGUGAGACUGUUUGAGACAGCAGUGCAGAGAGACCCCCAGCACAUGGAGGCCUGGCAGUAUCUGGGCACUACUCAGGCAGAAAAUGAGCAGGAACUGGCAGCCAUCAGCGCUCUUCGGAGAUGCCUUGAGCUAAAGCCGGACAACCUGAGUGCUUUGAUGGCUCUGGCGGUUAGCUUCACCAACGAAUGCCUCCAACAGCAGGCGUGUGAAACGCUCCGGGAGUGGCUCAGGCACAGCCCCAAAUACAGUCACCUAGUGAAGGAAGAGAUUGGCGGUGGGGAAGCUGCCAGGAAACGAUCGCUGGGGACUUUGCUGUCAGACUCUCUGUUUUCAGAUGUGCGGGAGUUGUUCCUCACUGCUGUCCGCCUGGACCCGUCUCAGGUGGAUCCCGAUGUUCAGUGUGGUCUUGGUGUCCUCUUCAAUCUGAGUGGGGAGUAUCAGAAAGCUGUGGACUGCUUCACCGCCGCCCUGAGUCAGAGACCAGACGAUUACUUGCUGUGGAAUAAGCUGGGAGCCACUCUCGCCAACGGCAAUGAUAGUGAAGCUGCGGUGGAAGCUUACAGACGGGCGCUGCAGUUACAACCAGGGUUUAUUCGCUCCCGCUAUAAUCUGGGCAUCGCCUGCAUCAAUCUGGGGGCGCACAGGGAGGCAGUGGAACACUUUCUAGAGGCUCUCAGCAUGCAGCAGCAGAGUGGCGGCCCUGGUGGAGCCAUGUCGGACAACAUCUGGAGCACCCUGCGGAUGGCGCUCUCCAUGCUGGGACAGAGUAACCUGUAUGCGGCGGCAGACGCCCGUGAUCUCGCCGUUCUACAGGCAGCAUUUCCACCUAGCGCCACCCCGACGCAAUGACUACCGUCUGACCCGUUGCUGUGCGAGUGCAUGCUGGGGGACCUUCCGCGGUGUACCGGGAAAGCAGCGUCGCAGCAGUCUACCGGGUGUCCUCAGACAGAACUGUAUACAAGCCCAUAAUGUAUUGUCCCUGGCCGGAUACAUUGGCAAUUCCCCCGCAUUGGACUCGAACUUUCACUCCAUUGGCUGGUACAGGGAUGAAGUAACAAUCUAGACAUGUUUCUAAUAUGUUCAUUAAUCUUAUUUAAUUACUUUGUGGUAAGGGAGUCAGAUCCUGUGUUGCUAUAAGUGAUGUCACUGCAGAGAUCACCGUCGCCCCCUAUGGACUUGUCCAUCGUCAUUACGCUGCUCUACUUCUCUGAUGAAGGUGGGGUGUAACGAGCAUUGCCAUAUCAUCCAGUGUGCAUCGCUCUCACUCACUAUUACCCAACAGCAGUGUACUAUAUCCAGACAAUAGCCACGUUCCCUCCUCUAUCUGGCUAUUGGAACUGGAAGCUAUACGGUCUCAUCUCUAGUGGGUAUGGGUCGACACAACUUAGGUCGACCACUAUUGGUCGACAUGCAUUAGGUUGAGAGGGUCACUAGGUCGACGUGGUUAUUAGGUUGUUUUCUUAGUAAAGUGAUGGGGAACCCCAAUUAGUGCACCGUUGGCGCUCGCCAUGGUUCGGUCAAGGUUACCGUUCCCAAAUUCUAGUCCACGUGGAUCGUAAAGUAUGAAACAGUCCAAAAAAAAGGAGAAAAACUCAUGUCGACCUUUUGACCUGUCGACUUAAUGACGAUGUUGACCUAGUGGCCCUGUCUACCUAAUGACUGUAUCCCUCUCUAGUACAGGUAGUGUUAAGAUGUCUUGGUCUUAGAACAUAAUUAUUUAUAAUGGUAGUAAAGCAUAUCUAUAGUGCAGGCUGUGCUCGUUAGCUGAACCAAUAAUCACUAGAACGCAGGCACUGAGUCAUUAGCUACAGCACAUGUAAUUGGUUUCCGGCUAAAUGACGGAAGCAGCCUGGUGAAUGGCUCCGUGUAGACAGCGGCUGCCUGCAUUGUGUAUCCAGCAGACUCUGCUAUCUAGCUUAUAGCCUGUGUGCGAUAGUCACUAUUAUGCAGAAGUCUAUAUUAUGAGAACGGUGGAAUGUGUCUCGUUCUCUCUCAGCUCAACUAAGUUAGUGGAACCAGUUCCCCAUUACAUGGGUCUCCAACCAGCAGGAGUCCAGUAUUUGUUGUUAAUCUAAUUGGCCCUACAAAUAUAAAGAUCCGCCGCCGAGCCGCCCGACGGCGGAUACGGCCGACGGGGGACCCGGCGGCAGGGGGGGGAGUGACAUUUCUUCACUCCCCCCGUCACCCGGCUCCAUUGAAGUGCAGGCAAAUAAGGACGAGAUCGUCCAUAUUGGCCUGCAUGCACAGCCGACGGGGGACCAGCGAUGAACGAGCGCGGGGCUGCACAUCGUUCAUCGCUGGAGCCUCCACACUCAAAGAUAUGAACGGUAUCUCGUUCAAUAAUGAACAAGAUCGUUCAUAUCUUUGAGGAAUAUCGGCCAGUGUGCAGGGCCUGUAAGUGUAGCCAACACCCAGACUGUAUUCAGGUACAGGGUAUAGUAUUAUUAGCUGGAUUUCCCUUCCCCCAUAUAGUACAGCGAGAGAGAGAAUACACCACACAAUAGAAUAACACAGGGGACGUAUGGUAAACUUCUCCCUGUCAUAUUGCUUAGAGAACACGGCUAACAGAUAAACGCUCAGUUAGUACUGAAAAUGUGAAGCCUCAGAUGGGUGUAGGGGUAGGAGUAACAAAUGCUCAAGUAGACCAGUCUUAUGGACAGUGGACAUCACAGGCAAGGGUACAUGUGGGAAUAAAGAUAACUGCCUGGCAGCUGAUGUUCCCUGGAAAGCAGAAGCCACAGGUAGAGGUGGGAGUAACGGAUAAAUGCUCAGCAGGUAAUGUCUCCUGAAAGGCAGAAGUCACAGGUAGGGGUACAGGUGGGAGUAAUGGGUAAAUACCCUUCUGAGCUCAGCUACUGGGGAUAGACAAACAGAAAUAUUGGAGGAGGCCACAUACAGAUAUUCGCAAAUUACUGACGGUACCUGUGCAGGUUUUGCUGCAUAAAAUGCGAUGUAAUAUCUGAAGUUCUUUGUUUCAUAAAGAAUGUUCUGCACGGUGAGCAGGAAGCUCUGCAGCUAUAGCGCUCUGUUACACAAUCAUGUAUAUUACUCCAAUGUACAAUCUUUGUAAUAAUAAAAACAUAAUCUUAAGUGAAA